This is a messenger RNA of Porites lobata, 6663 nucleotides long. The record is from the annotation of a GenBank genome assembly. Lineage: Eukaryota; Metazoa; Cnidaria; Anthozoa; Scleractinia; Poritidae.
UCACUUCCUCACUUCCUCACAAGGCCAUCAUACCCAGUCUCUGCUCAAUGAGUUGCACGUGUAUGGAAGACGAAGAGACUACAUCCAUUUAUUGGCAUAAAAAUCUCUAGUUCCAAUAAUAUUUAACACGCCGAAAGCUCUACCGUUUAUGAAAAGGUAGGUGAUUUCUAAAAUAACCUGAAUGUGUUUUUAGUCAGAAAUUUGUCGAACUUUUCCCGUAAAGCUUUUGCAUUUGGUUGUUUAUUGCUAAGCUCACGCUCGCUCCAUCUCACGUUCAUGCCCGGAACAAAGCUCAAUUCUUUGCAUUUAACCGGUGACAUUUUUGUGUCAUGAUACAAGAGCAAGUUAUUAUGCUCGUAUGUAUUCAAAAUUUUGGUGGGUCAGACUGUCUGUCCAUUUAAAGACACCGUUUUUCGAAUCAAAACACAUACUGGUCAUUACUUGUUUCCGGGGGAGAAGUCUACAUGAUUACAUCUCUGGUGGCGCCACCUGGCCGGCCAGAUCGACUUGAAGUCGUCUAUUUCCUACUUACUGCCUCCUGGCUCUGUAGUAUGCUCAGCAGUAUGUUAUUUAAAAUCUAAGUAAAAAAUCUUGAACAUAGCCAAUUUAAUUUUCAGUGACCUAUCUAGACCUAUCAGUACUAGCUAGCCAGGUCGGACUUUUUGUCAGUGCCCACAGUUAUCAAAAAGGUUUUUGGUAUUUUCUCUGUCACUAGGAAAAUUUCAGCACAUUUCUUGGUGAUCAGUUAAUGUUUUGGACCUCACAUUUCAGCUAUCAGUUUAAAGAAUCCCCCAGUUUCUCAGUGACAGUUAAAAUUAACCACUUCUCAGCUAGCCCAUCUGGAGCUUUUUUGUAAGUAAGAAAGGGUGUGUGACAGGAACACUCUCUUCCACGCUUUGUAAUUUGGUCAGAUUAUUGGCACCUUCCUGCUAAAACUUUUCACCAUCAAAACUGUUGAUCACAUGGUCAUUACACCAUCAAGCAAACAAGUCAUAAACAAAUUUUUGAAAAUUUGCUUCAGAAGUGUUUGGUUACAAAAGUGUAAUUUUUAACACACCAGUACAUGUAAGUUAUUUACCCACAUGGGUUAAUUAAUACUAUGAAUUCAAAGUGACAGGGAUGAUCAAAGAAUUAUGUGGAAAAAAGAAUUCAAACCUGAAAAAUCCCUCAGGCUAAAAUCAUAUUAUUUUAUUACAUAUACCUAAAAACUAUGAUAUCAUAGACUAUGAUUUGCCCAAAAAUGUAGGACACAUACUUUGUGGUGAUAUUAAUGAACUCAUUCUGGCUAAUCGGUUUGCAUACAUUUCCUUUAAAAACUUCGGUAGUAUGUAAAUAAGGUCUGUCAGCUGAAAUACACUUUUUGAUAUAGAGUGUCAAAGGUGCCUUUUAAGGUAGCUUGUAGAAUAUCUGAACUCUUGACUAAAUACGUUAUUAAAGCUUCUUUUUUCUGGUGGGCGUUUACACAACAAAGUCUGUACGCCCAGAAAAAAUAAUAAUCCUUACUCUCUGGCAUUCAUGUGCAUCUUCUCUGCACUGUUGUUAAGGUAUUUCAUGUCCUACAAGAUGCAUGCCAUAAAUUAUUUUGUGUCUCUGGGGAUUUUUAUGCGUCAGGGACGCAGGACGCAGAGGUAACAAAAUCACUGAUUGUGGAAGAUUUCAAAGGAUCAAUGGUAAAGCAUCUUGUAAGGCACCUUGAGAAGAGUGUAGAAGCAGUCAUGAUAUAACCCUUUGUGUUAACUUGUAACCUUCCCAAGUUCCCUUGCACGUGACACCCAGAAACAAUGGAGGCAAUGACAUUUUUGUGUAAUCAAAGGGGCUAGGUCAUGACAAUAUUGCUGCAGGGGCAGAUCCAGGGGAGGGGAUCCAGGGGAGGAGAAUGAGAACCCCCCCCCCCUUAUCCUGAAGGUCUGGAUCUGCCACUGUGCUGUUUUAUUGCAAUUCUGUGCUGAGGUCAUUACUUGGUAUCUUUGACCAGACACAAAAUGCGUCUGUACAGUUCUGGAAAAGAUAUCAAACAAAUUUCAUCAGGGAACACUUAACCAUAAUAAUUUUUUGGUGAUUUUUGAAGGCAUAGCCAAAUUUUCAAGUUUCGAUCCAUGUCCAUCCUUGCCAUCCUUUGCAACAGACAACAGAAUACACUUUCAAUGUCUAAAUAUAGUCUUAACCCUUUUAAGUCCCAAUAGUGACCAAGAUCAAAUUUCUCUUAGCAAUAUCCAUACACUGUCAAGAGAUAAGUUAUGAGAAUUAAUUAAAUGAUCACUCAAGAGAAAAUGCCUGGAUCUUUUGGAGCGGGGUGAAUAGGUGAAUGGAGGCGGAUUUUGAAAAUAUUUUUGCCCGGAUUUUGGAUUCAAAGCGAGAUUUUAACGGAUUUCCCGGAUCCUGCAACUGCAGCGGAUUGCGGAUUCAUCGACUUUUUAGGCCCGGAUUUUGGACUUUGCAUGUAAUAAAAAUAUUUUUGCCCGGAUUUCGGAUUCAGGGCGAAAUUUUAACGGCGGAUUUGGCCAAUAAAUCAUAACGGAUCUGCGGAUUUGCAUACCCCUAUUCAUCCCCCUCCUUUUGCCAAAUUCUCUCAACUUAUUCUUUAAUGAAAUGUAUAGAGAUCAGUUUGGAGAAUUUGUAUGUGGAUAGUGGGGCUUAAAGGGUUAAGUAACAAAACUGGACCAUGAUUUGUGGAAUUCAAUUGAUGCGAAAAAAUGUUGUAGCUUUUUAAAAGGAUAGCAAAUAGCUUGACAUAACCUUUUUAACCGGUAAUGAUAUCAGGAGAAGUUAGACGCUGCUUAGUGUUAGGUUUAAUAGAAACAAGACCCAGAACAAAAUAGAAAUUGUCAGGUACCAUUAACCCAUUCGCUCCUGGAGAUUUUGCCGAAAAACGCGUUUUGAAGCUAGUCAAGUGGUUUUCUGGUCACUGUCGUGCUAUAAAGAGCUAAAACUUACCACAAACUGGUUUACAGGUCGAACACUUCGCGGCCUUCUGAUCCAGAUGCAAAAUAUCAGCUUGCGAAGUUCGGGCAUGCGCAGAAAGCAAAAUUUUGGGGUUUAAAAGUGACACAGCAGUCUUGACUUUUACUUUUCGCUUUCUCUCCUCCCUUCUUUUUUCGCUUUUCUUGCCUCAUUUUUUUUUUCUCUUGCUGGGCAUUUAGUAGGCUUCAUUUUGGUGGGAAGAGUUUUUAGGAAAGCUUUUAGGAUCUUAGGAUUAGGUGAAAGGAAAGGUAGGUGGGUAAUGGAACAAGAUUUUCAUGGAGAUUUUCAGGUCAAUGUCAGGUGGUUUUUUGCUUGUUUCUCCGGUGUCCUUGACUAAAUUGUGCUCAUUCUGGUAUGGUUUGAAAGAUCUCUUCACUCUGCACAAGUUAGCGAAGAAAGUUGUCCUUGACCGUUAAAACUGAUGACGUCACAAUGGGUAGAAAGGACCUGGAUCCGCACGGGCGGUUACGGGCGGUUCAGGGGCGAAUGGGUUAAAGGAUUUCCAACUUUGAACUUUCACUGGAAUCCAGUAGCCUCUAAAUAAAGUUUUUUCUUGUUUAGUCCCAGUUUUAGGACCAAUGGAAAAAAGAAACGACAAACAUCUGAAAGUUGAGAGUGGCGAAGCAAAUCGGGCAGCAGAAGCUUUUGAGAUUGAAGACAAAGUAGGUGAGAAAGAUGGUGAGGGAGAAAACACAUUCUUGAGUGAAGGAGAGAAAAUGGAAAAAAGGGCUAAGAAACACAAAAGAAAACACAAAUUGAAAAUGGAAAGUGUUGAAACAGAGGAAGCCAAAUCUGAUGGAGAGGAACACGUGAAAGAUAGAAAUGGCGAAAGCGCGUUCGAGAGUAAGGGCAAGGAUGUGGAAAAUGAAAUGAAGAGAAAGAAAAGAAAAAAGCAAAAGUUAAAAGGAGAAGGAGAGGAAAGAGAAGGGGAUGCCUGUAAAAUGGAUGAAGAGGAGAGAAAUGAGGAGAAAGAUAAGAAGGCCUUAACUAAGGCGGAAAGAAAAUCGAAAGCCGAUCAGGUCCUUGAAAAGGAAACUGAACUUGAGAGGAAAGAGAGGGCAAACAUAUCCUUUAAUGACGCAAGCACAGGGAAUAGAGGAGGAAAGAAAGAUAAAAGGGUUAAGAAAAGAUCGAUAGAGGAGGUUUCUGAAGGAAAAGGUUCCAAAGAAAGAAAAUCUGAAGCCGAGGUAUCGGAAAAUAUAACAGCUCCGGUGGAUGGUAGCGUGGUUUCCGCUUACGAUGCCGGUAACGGUAUGAAAAACAAGGACAAGAAAAGCAAACGCAGGGACAAGAAAACACCAAAAGCGGAAAGUUAUGAGACAGAGGAAAUGGAAAGUGAGGCUAAGGAGAUUUCUAAGCAUGAUAGGAAGAAAACAAAACAUCUUGAUAGGAAGUCAAAAGGGAUAGGAAGCGAAGAGGAAGAAAAUAGCAAAAAACGUAAGGAGGAGAAGAUUGCGGAAGAAAUAGCACCCGAGAGUUUAACUGAAGAACAAGAAAAAGUGAAAAGGAGAAAGCGCGACCGUAAAGGAGGUGAGGAAGCGAAAACUGUUGAGUUGGAAGUUUAUGGCUCUGCCGGCAAGCACAAGAAAGCAAAAAGACGCGAAGAAAUUCAAACUGAGACUGUGGUGUCUGAAGAAGACGAAAAUUUGGGGGAAGGUGAAGUAAAGAAACGCUCAGAUCCGAAUGACAAGCGACACAAAAAGAAGUCGAACGUGAAUGAUGAUGUUGCUGAUGAAGCAAAAGAGAAGGAAAAUUCUGAGAAAAAUUCUAAACGUGAACGAAAGAAAAAAAGAAAUGCCGCGGAAAGAGAAGAAAGUGAUUCAGAUGAGAAAAAAAGGGAGGAAAAGUAUUCAGAAGAGUGCACUGCAGCCGAAAAAGGAAAGGAAGAAUGGAAGAUGGAAUCCUCUGCGAGCAAGAAGGAGAGAAAAAGAAAGCUAAAAGAGAACAAAGUUUAUGUAGAAGAUGAUGUCAAAAGUGAGGGAAAAGAUAUUAAAAAAGAGAGUGUUAGUGAAAAGGAUAAACGACAAAAGAACAUUAAAGUUAGUCAGGAUGAUGUUGCUGACGAGCAAUAUGAGCAGUCUGUGAAAACGUCUAAACACGGACAAAGCAAAACGAAAAGCUUUGAAGAGGAGAAGAAUCUUCAAGAAAAAAGCGUUACCGACGGAGAGGAAGUUUCAGAGAGAAAGAGCAAAAAGAAAACCAAGGUUCAUGGAGUUGUAAAUGAAGAUGAAGAAGAACUCGCAGAGAAAAAAUCGAAGCGCGACUUCGAGGAAACCAAAAAUGGAGGAAAUGAAGACGAAAACGGUGGAGAAGGAGAGAGAAGACCUGAACAGGUUCAGUCAAGGAAGCGUGGACUGGAAGAAGAAGUGAAAACCAAAGUUGAAAAUUACAUCCCGGAAAAAAAGUCGAAAAGAGAUCGCAAGAAAAUGACGGAUAGCAAAGAGAAGGAAGAUUCUGCAUUUUCUGUCGAGGACCGUGAGAGAGGAAUAAGUGAAGAUAAAUCAAGUAGAGUUGAAAAAAGUAACAGUGGUGGCAGCAAGAAAUCGAAAAAGAAAAAAUCGUCCAAGGAGAAAGACAAGCAAGAAGUGAAAUCUGACGAGAGGGAUGACAAUCAAGAAUCAAAAGAGACAAAGCGCGGCCGUGAAAAAGAAAGGGGCGUGGAAAUAGAGCCGUCAUCUGUAGUUGGGCGAGAAACAGGUCAAGAGGAGAACGGAAAGAAAAAGACCAGGAACCUGGAAAAAGAUCGUGCAAUCGGACAAGAGUUAGAAACUUGUAAAGAUGAAAACGGGGAUAAUGAGGGACGAACACUAAAGAAAAUUGAACCUGAGGUAAGAUAGCGGUAUUGUACAACAGAGGUGCUAUUACUCUCUUGCUCUCUAAUACUUUUAUUUCCACUGAAUGAAAAAUCGGUGUGUAGUCCCAGGAAAAUUAGCCUGUGUACAGCCGCCCCCGCCCCCCUCUGCGAUUUUUUUCUGAGGGAAGGGGGCGGCUGUACACAGGCUACAGGAAAAUGUACGGAUUCCUUCCCGUGCGAGAGGUUAUAUUCCGUAAGCAGCCGAAACGACGGUUUUGAUUAGGCUAAAAUGAAAGAGAAAAUUGAUGUAUCUUAGAUCGGGAAUUUUUCUAGAUUUGAAACUUGCUAUUUUGAAUUACGAAACUUGUUUGUUCGUAAAUCUACACUGUCAGUUAGACACAUGGAAAAGAAACUAAAACGUGUGGGAGGUCCUAACAUUCAGUCACGUAAGCAUGACUUAAUGGGGACACAGGGUACACAGCACCAUUUGCAUGAGGAAAUAGGAAAUUGCGAGUAGAAAAUUAAAUACCCGUACCAUUCCGGCGCAACAUUUUACCAAGUUGUUUCUAUUCCUUUUUCUCCGUAUUUUUAAGCUUGGCCAGUGGGGUGGUGCUGACUUUGGCAGUGCAGAGAGAAACGACAAAUUUCUCCGUCUGAUGGGCGCCUUCAAAAAGCCGUCAGCCACAAGACAAGCGAAUGAUGCGGCCAGUGGCCCGUCGUCAGGUAGUCGCUGCAUGACAAAAGGCACUGAAGAGUCCUUGACGCGGCGACUGGAGAAGCAGUACGAGGCUGCUAUGGACUGCAGCAGAAACAAGAGGGGCCUGGGUUUGGGUUAUAACCCGGAUGAAGACCCAAACAACAAGACAUUUUACAUUGACAAGACGGCUUCCAAAUCAGUGAAAUUAUAA